This is a messenger RNA of Nilaparvata lugens (brown planthopper), 2007 nucleotides long. RefSeq names its product cytosol aminopeptidase. Gene Ontology annotation, molecular function: metalloaminopeptidase activity; manganese ion binding. The record is from RefSeq and is a predicted model, not a curated record. Gene Ontology annotation, cellular component: cytoplasm. The transcript has a single exon. Lineage: Eukaryota; Metazoa; Arthropoda; Insecta; Hemiptera; Delphacidae. Gene Ontology annotation, biological process: proteolysis. The coding region runs from base 199 to 1857 and encodes 552 amino acids.
GAAGUAAAUCAUGUGAGUAAUAAAACAUGUCAAAUGGUUUAGAAUCAUAUGGCAGUUUUACACAAACAGUUUGAAAAAUAUUAAAUCUGUAGGCUACACAGUUUUCUAAAAUUAUCAGUGAGAUCAUAAUUUUCGGAACAGUUUUGAUGGCAAGUACUUUUUGAUUAGAUUCGGAUUUUGAUAAAAAUUAUAAGCAAGAUGUACAAAACUACAGCAGUAUUAAGAUGUUUGAAAAAUAUCCAGGUGAGUGAGAAUCUUGUUAAAUUCUCAGUACCAAAUAGAAAUUUUAAUGGAGGCCCAGGUCAAUCAACAUCUUCAUCUAGUGCUCUAGUGAUUGGAGUUUAUGAUUCAAAUGAGAAAGACGGUCAACAAGAAUUCACGGAAGCUGGACAAAAGGUGAAUGACACAUCUAACGGAUUAUUGAGAGAGCUAGUCAACAAGCAACCUAUAACUUUGGGUAAAGCACAAGUCUAUUCUCAUCUAGGCAUAGAGGGAUUUACACACAUUGCUCUUGCUGGACUUGGACCCAAAAAUCCAAACCGAUUAAAUCACACUGAACAACUCAAUGAGGAGAGAGAGAACAUUAGACUAGCAGCUGCCAUUGGAGUGAGGAAAGUGCAAAAUAAAGGAGCUGGUAAAAUUUCGGUAGAAGGGUUUACUGAACCAGAAGCUGCGGCGGAGGGUUCAAUGCUCGCAGCAUAUGAUUACAAUGCCAAUCUGUCAAUCGAUGUGACUCCACCAGCGAUCAGUCUCUACGAACACAGUGACACGAACUCGUGGGCAAGCGGAGAAAUAAAUGCAGAAUGUCAAAACUGGGCGCGACACCUCUCUCAUGCUCCCGCAAACUUGAAAUUACCGGAAAUGUAUGCAGAAGAAAUUUGUGACAGACUUACAAGGUAUGAUAUCAGAGUUGAUAUUCGUAAAAAGGAUUGGAUGCGUUCAAGGAACUUGCAUGCUUCUUUAGAGGCAGCUAAAAGUAGUUGCCAUGGACCUAUUCUUUUAGAGCUGAGCUAUUGUGGUGCUGCUCCAGAAGAUGGAACGGUUGCUUUUGUUGGCAAGGGGAAUAUUUUUGACUCUGGUGCUCUCUUCAUCAAACCUUGCAAAGGAAUGUAUCAGUUCAGAGCGGAUAUGGCUGGAGCUGCAGCUAUAUGUGCAGCUUUCCAAGGCAUUGCACGCAAACGCAUACCAAUCAACAUAAGGGCUGCAAUACUUCUGUACAUGAACAUGCCCUCUCCAAUGGGAUUGAAACCGGGAGACAUUCUUCAAAACAGAAACAGUAAGUACAUGAGAGCAUCAGAUCCCGACAAUGACUGUAGACUGGUGUUAUCGGAGAUCGUUGACUAUGUAGGAACUUAUGUGCCAGAUGUUAUAGUUGGCGUGGGAACCUUCACAAAAUCCAUAUCAGAUGCGCUUGGUAUCAGUGCCACUGGUCUUUUUACUAGAAAUUAUCCAUUAUUCACUGAAUUUCAUAGAGCUGGAUUGGAGUCUGGUGACAGAAUUUGGAGAAUGCCGUUGUGGAAACACUUUGCACAUCUGAACACCAAGUAUCCGGAUGUGGAUUUGGACAAUAGAACCGCGAGAUCUGGAGGAGAUCCAAGUCAAGCAGCCGCAUUCUUGGAAGAGUCAGUGCCAUUGGAUUUAACGUGUUGUUGUCCCACAGUACGUCCCUACGUGCAUUUGGAUUGCUUUGGAACUGGCUUACUUGCUCAGACCGAGAAUGAAGCAGAACCGUACUACAGGAAAGGAGUAAAAAUGGGCAGGCCAACACGACUUCUCAUACAGUUCUUGUAUCAUAGAGCAUGUCUCCUCCCGAAGAAAAAUAAAUCUACUGAGGUAGCAGUCAAAAAAGCUUGGUAAAGUAAUGUGCUUGUCAUGUAAUUUUCUUCAAAGAUCAAAUUGAUUUCCCAUAAGAUUGUCGUAACAUACAAAGAGAUAAAGCGAAAAAUAAAAUUAUUGUGAUACACAAAUUAAUUGUCAUUGUCAAUUCAAAUAAAAAUUUUGAGCAGA